Molecule: messenger RNA, 1605 nt
Organism: Anopheles nili
Lineage: Eukaryota; Metazoa; Arthropoda; Insecta; Diptera; Culicidae
Product: SET domain-containing protein SmydA-8-like
Exons: 6
Coding region: 1-1605 (534 amino acids)
Molecular function (GO): protein binding
Source: RefSeq, a predicted model, not a curated record
AUGCUGGAAGAAGAGGAUUCCGAUCGGAUUGAGAAGAUCUGUCCCGUUUGUCUAAAGGAGGCGAGCAAACGAUGCUCACGGUGUGCCCUGGUGUACUACUGCUGCGUCGAGCACCAGCAGCAGCAUUGGAAAACGCACAAAAUCACAUGCCAUCCGUUUAAAAUUUGCUCGGACGAACAGUAUGGGCGGUUUCUGGUGGCAACGCGGGACAUCAAAGCAGGCGAGAUUAUUCUCAAGGAGUCGCCGUUGGUGCAUGGACCAGCCCAGAUCACUGGGCCCGUCUGCGUCGGGUGUCUGCAGGGCUUAGAGGAGAAAAAGUUUCUGGAAUGUGAUAAAUGCGGAUGGCCUAUAUGCAAACGAUCAUGUCAGGAUCAUCCGUCACAUCAAGCGGAGUGCAAAUUUACCAUCGCACGGGGCAGUAAGGUUUCGAUCCAGCACUUCUAUAUGCCUCAUCCAACGUACCAGUGUCUAAUGCCGCUGCGUUGUCUCCUGCUGGCCGAAUCGGAUCCUGCCCGAUGGGAUGCUCUAUUGCGUCUGGAAUCACACGAGGAUGAGCGGCGAGGCUCCGAGCAAUGGCGAAAUGAUCGUGAAGGGGUAGCCAAGCUUAUUCCACGAUUUUUCAAGUGUGAAAAUCGCUGGGACGAGGACGAGAUCCUGCGCGUGGUGGGCAUAGUGCAGGUGAAUGGACAUGAGGUUCCUCUGACGGAACCGUCCUCAGUUGCGAUCUACAAUAUGGCGUCGAUGCUGGAACACUCCUGUCGACCGAACCUAUCGAAAAGCUUCACGAACCGGGGUGAGAUCAUGAUCUGGGCUCCGAACGCGAUUCGACGCGGUGAACGGCUCAGCAUCUGCUACACGGACGUGAUGUGGUCGACAGGAAACCGGCUCGAACACCUGCAGCAGACGAAGAUGUUCCGGUGCGAGUGUGAGCGUUGUCGAGACCCGACCGAGUACGAGACGUUCUUCAGUGCGAUGCGGUGCUCAGGCUUCCAGACAGAUGGCAGGUGUAAAGGAUAUCUGCUACCGGUGGACGUGGCCGGAUGGGACGGUGAUUGGAAGUGUAAGCGCUGUGAGAAAGAGGUGACAGGUACGGCCGUUGGGAAGGUGCUGGAGCGUGCCCGUAUGGAUUUGGAGGCGAUGCAGAAACACCGAGAGGAUCACUGCAACCGAUACGUGAAGCAUUACUCGAAGUGGCUCGCACCCAACCACCAGUAUUUGGUGGAUGUGAAGAUCUCGCUGUCGCAGGUGAUCGGUGGAAAUAAUCCCGAGGCGAUCAAGAAGAUCCCGUACGACAAACUGAUGGGGAAGAUCAAGGUCUGUCAGGAUUUGGUUGCGCUGUUCGAGAAGAUCUGUCCAGCUGAAGCACGUGCUUUUGGAGCCACUCGAUUUGAGUUACACGCGGCUCUGGCUGAGCUGGGUCGUCGUUCGACGGAGUCCAAUAACCCAUCGGCAGCGGCUGUCCAACUCGAUGACUCGCUGUUUAACGCAACCGAAUGCAUUCGAAUGCUGCUGCACGAACCGUCCGUGCUGAUGGAGAGCAAGAUUUGCGCCCAAGCACGGUUGAAUGCCCAGACCCUGAAGUCACUGCUGGGAAUUAAAGACUAG